Messenger RNA from Misgurnus anguillicaudatus (oriental weatherfish), 3391 nucleotides. It is a transcript of the gene slc7a3b, whose product is annotated as solute carrier family 7 member 3b. Gene Ontology annotation, cellular component: plasma membrane. The record is from RefSeq and is a predicted model, not a curated record. Gene Ontology annotation, molecular function: amino acid transmembrane transporter activity. NCBI's taxonomy places the organism in Eukaryota, Metazoa, Chordata, Actinopteri, Cypriniformes, Cobitidae. Gene Ontology annotation, biological process: amino acid transport; transmembrane transport.
UUUUUUGAAGGCGGGUUUAUUUCCUUAAAAUGUAAAGCAUGCGUCUCACUCAUCUGUGUGCAUAGUAAACUGCUUGCUGCGUGUCUUCUGUCUGUCAAGCCCAAACUUGCAUCUCUAAAGGUGCACUCAAAAUUUGUCUGGCAUCUUCAACUUGAGUCAUCAUGACCGGGAACAAACUGAUCUCCUUUGGGAAGACACUGCUGAGACGUCGUGUGCUGGACAACAGUCAGGAUGAAACCCGAUUUUCUCGUUGUCUCACCACACUGGACCUCAUAGCCCUUGGCGUUGGAGCAACAUUGGGUGCAGGUGUCUAUGUCCUGGCAGGAGAAGUGGCCAGAGAGAAAGCUGGGCCUGCAAUUGUGCUUUCUUUCCUCAUUGCAGCAAUGUCUUCUGUCCUUGCCGGUUUGUGCUACGCCGAAUUCGGUGCACGGGUUCCCAAAACAGGAUCUGCUUACUUGUAUAGCUAUGUCACGGUUGGAGAAAUAUGGGCUUUUAUCACAGGAUGGAACUUGAUUCUGUCGUAUGUCAUAGGCACUGCUAGUGUGGCAAGAGCAUGGAGUUCAACUUUUGACAAUCUGGUGGAGAAAAAGAUCUCUAUUUUCUUCAAUGGCUCCAUGUCAAUUCCAAACACUGGAAACGUGUUAGCUGAGUAUCCCGACCUGUUUGCCUUCGUCCUGGUCAUAUUACUUACCGGACUACUGGCAUUCGGAGUGAGUGAGUCUGCACUUGUCACCAAGAUCUUCACAGGAGUCAACCUGCUGGUAUUGACAUUUGUCAUCAUAUCAGGUUUUGUGAAAGGCAACACCGCCAACUGGAAUCUUACUGUGGAGGAUUACAUUAAUAACACUAACAACUUAAAAACAGAAGAACAAAUAAAAAAAAACUUUGGUUCGGGAGGCUUUGCGCCCUUCGGCUUUAGCGGGAUCCUUUCUGGUGCUGCUACAUGCUUUUACGCCUUUGUUGGUUUUGACUGCAUUGCUACUACAAGCGAGGAGGCCAAAAACCCAAUGCGUUCCAUCCCAAUAGGCAUAGUGGCCUCUCUGCUCAUCUGCUUUUUUGCCUACUUUGGAGUUUCAGCAGCUCUUACCCUCAUGAUGCCCUAUUACUUGCUGGAUGUCCAGAGUCCUCUCCCCGAGGCCUUCAGUUAUGUAAACUGGGACCCUGCGCGCUAUAUAGUGGCUGUGGGUUCUCUGUGUGCGCUAUCUACCAGUUUAUUGGGCUCAAUGUUCCCCAUGCCUCGUGUGAUUUAUGCUAUGGCUGAGGACGGUUUGCUCUUUCGCUUCCUGUCCCGCAUGCACAAGAAAACCAAAACACCCAUGCUGGCCACCAUCGUGUCUGGCAUUAUAGCAGCUUUGAUGGCCUUUCUGUUUGAUCUCGCUGCCUUAGUAGACUUGAUGUCCAUUGGUACCCUGUUGGCAUACACUCUGGUCGCUGUGUGCGUGUUAAUUCUCCGCUACCAACCAGGCACUCUUGGCAUUGUUGUGGAUGCAAAGCAAGUGGAACUGCAGAAGCUGGAGGCAAAGGUACCCAUAGCAGAUGUGGAUAGCGGAGAUGAGUACGGUCAGGAAUUAGAGACCAAACCACUUAAGGAGAAGUUUCUCAUCAGACUGCUGCUGCAACCCAGCUCCGAUGUGCCAAACAAGACUUCGGGCCUUAUUGUUUAUUCUGCAACAGUCAUCAUUUCUGUGCUUUUCACAUUGCUGUGUGUGAUGCUGGCGGUUUGUGGGGAGCAGGUGGGGAAGGGCAGUCCUGUUCAUGUCACUGUGGUUGUGGUCCUAUCUAUUUUGUCCUUUAUCUGUAUCUUAAUUAUCUGGAGACAGCCUCAGAGCAAGGAUGCUCUCAGCUUUAAGGUCCCUUUGCUGCCCAUUCUGCCAUUGGUCAGCAUCUUUGUAAAUAUUUAUCUCAUGAUGCAAAUGGACGGACCUACAUGGAUUCGUUUCUCAGUGUGGAUGGCUAUUGGAUUCAUUAUUUAUUUUGCGUAUGGAAUAUGGAACAGCUCUGAAGCUAAAAAUAAUUCCCCACAAAAAUUCGAGCCCAUUCUUAAAGGAAAGAAAUCGAUGUAUCUGAAUGAAGAUGAGAGCGAAGUCGAAGGGGCCACACCGUAGGAAGUGAAACAACUAUUUUUUGUCAAAUGCCGCAGUAUCAUUUUUGCACCUUAUGUUUUAUCUAGAGUCUGACAAAAAGUGUUUAUUCAAAAGGCUGUUACAGUAGGCCAACUGGAUAUACGUUCUUAUUGUUUACAUUGUGUCAGUGUAUAUUGUUACUGUAACAAAGUAUAUUUAUAUGAAGUGAACAGUAUUUUUAGUCCUACUAGGACUUUAUGUUGAAGUGUUUACUGUUGUACAGGCACUGGGGAUUUGCGAAUGGUGUCUUUUCUGCCAGUGGGUCUUCUCUGGUCAUUUAUGGUGACUUUUAUCUCCCAUAUUAUUGUAUGGGAUUAUGAUAAAGACCGAAAGAUCAUUACUUUCAUUACAGAAAGAUCAUGAAUACAUUUAGUGAAACAACAUGUGCUUCUUAUUGUGUUUUGAACCAAAACAUCCUUGUAGUACUUAAUUUUAUAAACUAGAGAUUAUAUUAGAAAACUGCUAUAUAUAUAGCCUAUAUAUUGUGAAAUUUUGUCAGUUGUUUUCUAUUUUUAAAACGAUAUUGUAUAUUUUUGUCAAUAUAUGAAUGUAUUUAUUUACAAGUGAGAGGAAGUGUUUCAUUGUUGACCGGUCAUUAACUUGACCUUUAUUUUUUUUAUUUUGGUGAUUAACUGUGAUUAACUGUUGCCUUUAUAAUUCGAAGCAUUAAUAGCAUCUCAAAGCUUUAAUUUUAGAUAAUUAGAUAACAGUUUAUGCAGUUUUUGUAAAAACAUUGCAAAACAAAUGUUUUAUCUUUAUGAAAAGGUGUAGGGAUUGUGAUAUUUUACUAUUCUAAAGUGGCACUUGCAUUUGGGGGGGUAUGUUAUUAUGACAUGAGGAUUGAACAAGAAUGAUGUACAUUUAUGACUAUACAGCACUAGACAGAGUUGUUGUACCAUAUAUUUUAAGUCAUUACUUACAGAAUUACACCAUUUUACAGUUAAUGUUUAUACAAUGUUGCUGUUUAAUUUUGAUGGCCGUUACUCUUUCAGUGGAUUAAAAAUACAUCUGUUACAAGGUAUGAGUCAGAAGUGUUAACUUUUAAAAGAGAGUCGACCCUCAUGUUGUAUAAUACAUCGACUUUAUUUUACAAGUGAUUUUAUAUCUUAGAAGUUUUGUUUACUGAAAAAACAAAUUACUGUAUUGUAAGAUUAAUUGUGAAUUUUUUUCUUUUUAUUUCCUUUGUAAAUAGCAUACUAAAUGUGCCUUUAUUAUUUACUAUUUUGUUAUCAAUAAAUAUGGGCCUUUAAAAAAACGUCCUAAAGGUG